GAGAGAAAGAGAGAAAGAGAGAGAGAGAAAGAGAGAGAGAGAGAGAGUGUGUGUUUGUAGUUUGUUCGUUUCUACCGUCUUUGCAAACUAACCGCCGUUUCUACCGGAUACGUUAUUCUUCGAAGUUAGACCUGUUUUUCUUCUUCGGACUUCUUUUUUUUGUGCGGUAAGCUCGAAGUGGAAAUAAAAAGAAAGCAAGAACCAAAGAAGAAGAAGAAGAAGAAAAAGAAAAAGCACCCAAACCUGGAGGAGGAAAAGGGCGUUCAUACUUCGAAGUAACCAUGGAAGUUCCUGGUAUGCAGAGUUCUCAGAUCGAUCCGGAGGAGUUGUUCACUAAACUUGAUCGCAUUGGAAAAGGAUCUUUCGGAGAGGUGUUUAAAGGAAUCGAUAAUCGAACCCAGAGCGUUGUUGCCAUAAAGACCAUCGAUCUGGAGGAGGCCGAGGACGAGAUCGAGGACAUCCAGCAGGAGAUCACAGUUCUCAGUCAGUGCGACAGUCCCUACAUCACCAAGUACUACGGCUCCUACCUGAAGGGCAGUAAACUAUGGAUCAUCAUGGAGUAUCUGGGUGGAGGAUCAGCGCUCGACUUGCUGCGGGCAGGUCCGUUUGAUGAGUCUCAGAUCGCCACCAUGCUGAAGGAGAUCCUGAAGGGGCUCGACUACCUGCACUCGGAGAAGAAGAUCCACAGAGACAUCAAAGCCGCCAACGUCCUGCUGUCGGAGCACGGUCAGGUGAAGCUGGCCGACUUCGGCGUGGCCGGUCAGCUGACGGACACGCAGAUCAAGAGGGAAACCUUCGUGGGAACGCCGUUCUGGAUGGCUCCCGAGGUCAUCCAGCAGUCCGCCUACGACUCCAAGGCCGACAUCUGGUCUCUGGGCAUCACGGCCAUCGAGCUCGCCAAGGGCGAACCUCCGAACUCGGACAUGCAUCCGAUGCGAGUUCUGUUCCACAUCCCCAAGUCUCCGCCUCCGACGCUGACCGGAGAUUUCUCCAAGAGCUUCAAAGAGUUCACCGAGGCCUGUCUCAACAAGGACCCUGCCUUCCGUCCCACGGCCAAGGAGCUCCUCAAACACAAGUUCAUCGUCAAACACUGUAAGAAGACGUCCUACCUCAGUGAGUUGAUUGACAGGUUCAGGAGGUGGAAGGAGGAGGGGCACAGCGACAGCAGCUCCGAAGACUCAGACAGUGAGUCCAGCAAUAAGGAGAACAGCGAGUCUCCCGAAUGGUCCUUCACCAUCGUCCGUAAUAAGAAGACGGAGGGCAGGAAGGUUCUCAACGGGACGGUUCAGGAUCAGCUGAGUAAAUCUGCCAGUCUGACCACCGUCAUCUCUCCUGUGUUCACCGAGUUGAAGCAGCAGCACAAGGAGCACUCUGAGCAGCGCCAGGCCAUCGAGGAGCUGGAACGCAACAUCCGAUUGGCUGAGGAGGUGUGUCCAGGAAUCACGGACAGGAUGGUCACGCACAUCAUUGCCAGGUACCAGAAAUUCACGACCAACUGAAGGACGGAGAGAUGGACGGAGGAGGAAAAAUGAAGAGAGACUGUGUCUCCGUACGGUGACGCUGCUGGAUGAUUGGAAUCAGAGGAGAUUUGCUGUGCGAUGUCUCCUCGCUGUACACACACACACACACACACUCACACACUUGCACAUACACGCACACACAUACACACACACUACUAAUGUAAUAUAUACACUAUAUAUUAUAUAUAUAUAUAUACAUAUAUGUACACUGCUGCUGGUUGAAAACCUUUUUUCUCCCCAGAUUCAAAAGGCAGCUGCACUUUUGAAUUUUUGAAAGUACGACCCGGUUUGUCAGUUGGACUUUUGGUUUUCAUUUCCCGUUUUUAGGGUCAUGAACUUCUCGCUAUUUCUUUCUUUUGCUUUUUUUUUUUUUGU
Seriola dumerili (greater amberjack) is the source of this 1895-nucleotide messenger RNA. It is a transcript of the gene stk26, whose product is annotated as serine/threonine-protein kinase 26-like. The transcript has 12 exons. NCBI's taxonomy places the organism in Eukaryota, Metazoa, Chordata, Actinopteri, Carangiformes, Carangidae. Gene Ontology annotation, molecular function: protein kinase activity; ATP binding. Gene Ontology annotation, biological process: protein phosphorylation. The coding region runs from base 282 to 1499 and encodes 405 amino acids. The record is from RefSeq and is a predicted model, not a curated record.